GAAGGGAGUUGAAAUUUCAGGCUAGAAUGAAGAUUGCCAUAGCAAUAAAGGUGCUCGAUACAUGCAUGAAGAAUGUCCACAAGGGCCCGUUGUACAUGGUGAAUUGCAGCCCUGCAACAUUUUUUUAGGGCGUGAUUUGCAACCCAUGAUUUCUGGAUUUGGAAAGGCUACAUGGCUUCAUUAUGAACAAGUAUCAAACUCCAAGAAUAGGUGCUUCCUCGUGGAUCCAUUCAGCCACGAAUCAAUGGCAUCGGUGAAAAGCGAUGUUCUAUCAUUUGGAGUUCUGCUUUUGAGACUGUUUUGCCGAAUAUCAGCUCCUGAGGAUGACAAAAGUUUAAUUAAGUGGGCCCGGCCAUUGAUGCUGAAAAGAAAAUUCUACGAGCUAUUGGAGGAAGAUUCAGAGUUCUCGGACAUGCAUGGGAUUUAUAGAGUGAUGGCUGCGGCAACUGCAUGUACAAGGACUCAGCCAAUUUCUCGACCCUAUAUGACUCAGCAUUUAUGCUGCCGAUCUUGUUAUUGCUGAAGAAUCCUUCCUUGAUUAAGGGCUAUAGCCUAUACAAGUGAUAACUCGCUUUAUUUAACCCCAAUCAACAGGUAAUCUGUCUUCUUAAAGGAGAGCAAUUUUGUGAUAUGCCAACGUCUCCGUCAGACAGUAGCAUGUAAAGAGGAACCAGAAAUUCUUCCCAGGUCAGUUCCCAAAAAUUAAAAAGGCUCAAUUGGCUGGUAUUUUUGCGUUAAUACCAAGGAUAUCACUGCAAUCAGAACACAAUGUAACAAUGGAAAGAGAAGACGAGAUUUCCAGAAGUGUUGCAACUGGAUUUGUUUAAAAUGAAAACAUGGAAACCGAGGGAACGCUACAAAAUCUUUUGUUUUAUCAUUGAGACAAAGGAAGAAGGAGAAGAACUAGAGCAAUUUUUAUUUCCCCUUUUUUCUCCUUCAAUAUUUUGGCCUAUAUGAGACAGAGAAACAAAGUGCAUCAUCAUCUUCCAGCUUUUGCAACCCUUAAGUUGUAGAUAUUUUCGACAAUUUUAUUGAUCAAGGAUUUUUCC
Messenger RNA from Durio zibethinus, 1049 nucleotides. Lineage: Eukaryota; Viridiplantae; Streptophyta; Magnoliopsida; Malvales; Malvaceae. The record is from RefSeq and is a predicted model, not a curated record.